Messenger RNA from Exaiptasia diaphana, 1965 nucleotides. RefSeq names its product monocarboxylate transporter 13. The record is from RefSeq and is a predicted model, not a curated record. Gene Ontology annotation, molecular function: transmembrane transporter activity. Gene Ontology annotation, biological process: transmembrane transport. NCBI's taxonomy places the organism in Eukaryota, Metazoa, Cnidaria, Anthozoa, Actiniaria, Aiptasiidae. The transcript has 5 exons. Bases 91 to 1779 code for a protein of 562 amino acids.
CAAACGAAUUGCACGGCUUUGCGUUUAACAAACGGCUGUUGGAAUCCAAGUAAUACUGGCUCCAACGCGACGGCAAUAACAGGUAGAGAAAUGAAGCUGUGUUCGUCCCAAUCCCCACGGAAAAAAGACAGCGCGUGGUCCUGGUUAGUUUGUUUUUCGGGGUCGCUUGCCUUGGCUUUAAUCUUUGCUUUUACACAGUGUUUUGCAAUUAUUAUGCCUGUUUUCAUGAAAAUGUUCAAGGAAUCCAAGUCAAAAACUGCUUGGGCUGGAUCAAUCCCGAUGGGACUAACGUUCUUCGCCAUGCCAUUUUCAACCAUGUUUGUCAACCGUACCAAUUUCCGUGUUGGUGCAGUUGUGGGUGGACUCAUGAGCUGCACCAGUCUAGUGAUUACAUCUUUCACCCAAAACCUCCUUCAGAUCUUCUUCUCCUACAGUAUUUURUACGGUCUUGGGACAUCGUUGAUUUUUACUUCCUCUAUUGUGGCUGUGACAAACUACUUUGAAAAAAGACAGGCGAUUGCAGUUGGACUCCUUACGGCCGGUCAAAACAUCGGAACUUUAUCAUUAGGACCAAUUACUCAGACUCUUCUUGAUUUGUAUGGUCUGAGAUGGAUGUAUAGGAUAAUUGCAGCGUCAUUUGUAUUACCYAUUGUACUAAYGGCCAUAGCCAAUGAUCCGAACGUCGAGGGGCACGCUAGUCAUCAUGGGAAUGACAGGGAGCCAGAAGAGACCAAACAGCAAGGUUUUACUUGCGCAAACAUUAUUAAAGUGUUUACAACACCGGCAUACGUCAUUGCGAUUACGUCAUUGACUCUUCAAUCUCUUACUUGCUUUAUAUCUUACGUUCAUUUGAUUAGCUACUGUAUCGAGGUUAACAUCGAAGUACAGAGAGCAUCGCGGCUGUUCAUUGCUAUUGGUGUGUCAUCAAUGGUCUCCUGUGUGGUUUGUGGACGUAUCUUGGACAUUAAAACAGUCAACCCAUUCCAUGUCAGCCAAGCUGGUGCUUUAUCAAUGGGACUGAGYAUGCUUCUACUUCAACUUGCUACCGARUACUAUCACUUCAUCAUAUACUCGGUGUUYCUUGGUCUUGGUCUUGCUACUUUCUAUACAACAGUUAUUGUGCUUUUGUUGAAGACCGUUGACAUCAGACUCAGUUUAAUUGCUUUGUCUCUUGGCCAGACCGUUACCUCGAUAGGAAAUACGAUAGGACCGCCAUUAAUAGGAUUUAUAGCCGACGUCGAAGGCUCUUACAGACCUGCCUUCUUUACAGCAGGAGGAAUAAUGCUACUAGCAUUCGURACUCCCUUCUUACAGUAUUGCUUUAAGCCAUGGAGAAAACAGCCAAUCGAUCAUCUGGCUGUUGAAGUCAAUCAUGACGUCACUAGUGACUUGACCAAUGGCGUAGUAUCCAAUGACGUCAAUAAGACAAAUCAAAGACAUGGUGGUGAACUAGAAGAGAUUGUCUUGAAGAACAUGAACAAUGAUUUACCUGAAUCGCACAUUAAUGGAUCUUGCAUCCGCGACGGAGAAUUAGUAGAUGUGGACGAAAAYAAGMAGAAUCACGAGGRUCAUGRCAAUAUUGAUACUAAAGACGCAAACGAGGUGCAAAAACCAGUUAAGAAAGAUGAAGGAGAAACAAUUGAAGGCAGUUUUGCUGACUCAUCUUGCAUAAAUGAAGCUUUUGAUGCAAAAGAAGACGAACAAACUGAUUCAAACAAUGAAUUGCAACAAAACAAAACUUUAGAAGAGACCAAAGAGGACUUAAACACCAAGUUAUAAAUCAGUAGCUUGUGCUAUUAUAAGCCGUUUUCAGUCGAAAACUGAGACUAUUGCUGCGUUGCAGCGAAAGAUUUAUAGAUACCGUUUUUURGGUGUUUCAGUGAGAAAGCUAAGAUUUUACGCUCUAGCUCUCUCUCUUUAAUAAACAAUGGUCAGUGCCUCCAUUUUGUGCACUGAACAACAUGA